Molecule: messenger RNA, 470 nt
Organism: Penaeus indicus
Lineage: Eukaryota; Metazoa; Arthropoda; Malacostraca; Decapoda; Penaeidae
Product: pro-resilin-like
Exons: 2
Coding region: 21-398 (125 amino acids)
Cellular component (GO): extracellular matrix
Source: RefSeq, a predicted model, not a curated record
UGCAAUCUCUUUCCUCUAACAUGACAUUCAAGGUAUUUGCACUGGCCGUCCUUGUGGUGGUCACCAUGGCCCGUCCAGAUAGCCCGCCUACAUAUGGCUACUCUGCUCCCACACCCUCUUACGCAGCUGCUAAAUACGACUUCAACUAUGCCGUCAACGACCCACCAUCUGGCAACGACUUCGGACAUGAGGAAGCCCGUAAUGGAGACAACACACAGGGAUCCUACUACGUCCUUCUUCCUGACGGUCGUCUGCAGAGGGUCACCUACAAUGUGAACGGUGACUCCGGUUACGUGGCUGAUGUAACCUACGAGGGAGAGGCUCAGUACCCCAACCCAAAGGCAUCCUACGGACCUCCCCAGCCUUCCUACAAGCCACCCACCCCUUCCUAUGCUUGAGACAUAACGCCUCUGAUAUCUAUUGAACUCGGGUCUUUGUAAAUAUUAUAUAUUAAAGUAGCAUACUUCAUC